GUUUGUGUGUUUCAGCCAUUUGGACUCAGCUCAGCCACUGCAGAGGAAACAAUGACUUCAACUCAAAAGGGAAGGGAUUUGGUGUGUGGUAAACAGGAACAACAUGGAGCCAGAAGUCGGCGCUCUCAGGAGGCCGACAAACCUCACAGAAGAAAGAGAGAGAAAAAACACAGCUGUGAAUUGUGUGGAAAAUCUUUUACCCGGGCUGAACGCCUAAAAACACACCAAGUCAUCCACAGUGGAGUUAAACCUUACAGCUGUGAAUUGUGUGGAAAGUCUUUUACCCAGGAUGGAAGCUUAAAAUCACACCAAGUCAUCCACAGUGGAGUUAAAGCGUACAGCUGUGAUCACUGUGGUAAAGCCUUUGCUCACAGUAGGUACUUACGAAUUCAUCAAGUUGUUCACUCUGGAAUCAAGCCAUACGGUUGUGACAUUUGUGGAAAAACUUUCACCCAGUCAGGGCACCGAAAUGUUCACCGGCGCAUUCACACCAAAAAUGAUGUUUACUGCUGUGAUCAGUGUGGAAAAGUCUUUGUGAACUCAAAAGAUUUAGAGAGCCACAUGUUUACCCACACUGAGGAGAGACCUUACAAAUGUGACCUGUGUGAGAAGGCUUUUAAAGAGCCACGUUCCCUGAAAAAACACCAAAAAAUUCACACCAGAAAGAGACUCUACAAGUGCAGUUACUGUGAGAAGCAGAGCGGCACAGAUGGAUCCAGUUCUCGACCCUGUCGUCACUGUGGUGGUGGGAAAAACUUUCACUGUGACCUUUGUGGAAAAAUGUUCAGUAAUCAAUGGAGCCUAACAAUACAUCAACGUAGACACACUGGAGACAAAAUGAAUUACUGCAAAGAAUGUGGGAGAGGCUUCCCCACACCGAGUCAAUUAAAAAACCAUGAAGUCAUUCACAGUGGGGUCAGAAAGCACGUCUGUGACCAGUGCGGGUCAUCCUUCACCACUCCAGGUGACCUUAAAGUGCAUAAACGAGUCCACACAGGAGAGAAACCAUACAAGUGCAGACACUGUGACAGAAGCUUCUCGCAAUCAUCUGGUCGUAGCAAACAUGAACAAACACACUGGAAGAGAAUUUCAGCUGUGACCAGUGUGACAAGAGCUUCAGGAAUCUCAGUUCAAAUUGCAAACACAAACGAUCCCACGCUGUAAAUAAACUGUUUCACUGUUACCAAUGUGCAAAAACAUUCACUUCAUUAUCUGCUCUGUGCAAACAUCAGCGUGAUCAUGCAGGACUGAAAUCACUGGAUCACAAUGAAUCAGAAGAGACAGAAAGAUUCCCUUCUGGUUUCAGGGUCGGACUUAAACACCUUGAGAUCAGGCUCCACAGAGUUCAGGUGGAGUCUCCUGUAAAGAGUGCAGCUGAUGUCACACUUGGAUCUGAUGCGGUAGCUCUGCUUUCUGAGCCUGCAGUGUAUAUAAUCCUGAAUGUUUCAUCCAGGAAGCUGGAAUAGAAUAGAAUCCCUUUAUUGUUGUUAUACAGAUGUACAAUAACAUACAGAGCAUCUCCUACUCGGUACAAACAUGUAAGCAGGGGCUUACAGUUUCUGCAGUACUAUAUACCCAUUGGACAGUGUUUGCAGAAAACCAAAUAUAUUAAAAAAUAUCCAAAUAUAGAAUUGGUGGUUCAAAAGUUACAAUUUGGAAUAUUGAAAAGUACUUGUUUAUAGAGGGAAUAAUGACCAUUUUAAAGAUUUUGAAACCUGUCGUUGCCUAGUUUCACUUUCGUGUCUUUACGCUCUCCUUGAAGUCCACAUGUUAUUGAAUGUAUUUUGAUUCACAUGUUCUGCAGCUGUUUUCUUGUUGAUUUGAAGUUUGUGUUAUGAAAUCCUGAUACACUUAAAGCAUUAGUUAUAUUUGAUGAACUCUGUCUAGUGUUUUCUUAAACAGUUUGAUGUGAAAAAUGUGUAGUUUGAGCCAUGAUUUCAGGUUCAGAUCAACUGUUUUCAGUGGCAGAGGUGGAGAUUUAUCAGAGGAGACUUGGCUGUUCUCCGAUCACACUGAACAGGGUUCCUGCAGCUUAUUAUAAACUGAAAUUCUCUUCAAGGAAAAUAAGGUCAUAAAAUUUUAUCUCAAAACCUUGCUGUAGGUAUGAAGUUUGCAAAGGGUGUGUUUAAGAUGCUAAAAGGAUGAGUUUUCCUUCCAAACUGCAAACAAGCUGUGCUUUCUAACAACCAAAGUGAGAUUAAUCAGACUACUUUCAUAAUCCAUAAGGACAUUAUUAUUAUUUAUUAUUAAAAAACAUCCACAGCCUGCUGCAAGCCUCCUCUGCGUUUAGUUUCACCACGGAUAUUUGGACAAGCAGUGUUAGCCCCGUGUCGCUAAUUAGCCUAACCUCACAGUGGAUAGACUAGUUUCACGCAGCAGCAAGCCAUAUUACAUGCAAAACAAUUGCGCGGCUUGCACACCAGCCGGGCUAUAGCGCAUGUGUUUGAUGAAACGCUCCAGACAUGGGGUAUUCCUAAAACAUCAGUACAUGUUGUGCUUCGUGACAAAGCCAAAAACAUGAUUAAACAUGAUUAAAGCCAUGAAUGACGCAGGGCUCCCAAGUCUGCCAUGUGUUGCGCACGCGCUCCAACUGGCUGUUCACGGAGGCUUAUUAGCACAGAGGAGCAUAGCUGAUGCUUUAGCAGUGGGGCGGAAAAUAGUUGGGCAUUUUAAAUAUUCUACCUUAGCCUACUCCCGCCUCGAGGACAUUCAGGGACAGCUCAACCAGCCAAUAAAGAGACUGCAGCAGGACGUACAGACGCGCUGGAACAGCACGUAUUACAUGCUCCACUCCCUCAUUGAGCAAAAGCGAGUGCUGGGCGUGUAUGUGUCCGAGCAUGAACUCCCUGGCUGUAUCCCAAUUUAGGGACCAUCAGAGACCCUUGUCUAGUAGAGCGCAGUCCUAGGAACAACUAAGAUGCUACGCAGGACAUUCAAGGGGCGAGAGGGAAUAUUUUAAAUAUUUGAUAUGUACCAUGUCUGCUUGAGCAGAAGUGUGGUGAAUGGUUGCUUGUCAGCGUUGGUUCUCUUUCACUCUAGCUGUGGCUGUCCUCCAGAUUUUUGAGCCUCUCUUUGCCUCUGUUUGCACCCACAAACUUCCAUUAGUCAACUAAAAUGUGCUUCAUAUUUUGUCUGUCACAAGUUUCUUGCUCUGAUAUUCAAAUCAUUGGUAAUUGUUAGAAAAACAGUAGCUUGGUGUACAUGUACUGAAUGUGAUUCUAACUGCUUUGGAUAACAUAUAAUAAUGAUGGAAAAUAAGCAUUUGGUCAAUAACAAAAGUUAAUCUCAAUACUUUGUUAUAUACACUUUGUUUUCACAAGCCCAACAAUAACACUUCUCACUAUUGCCAAUAUUAACAAAACUAAAAAGGGUAGG
This is a messenger RNA of Haplochromis burtoni (Burton's mouthbrooder), 3375 nucleotides long. Its product is annotated as zinc finger protein 616. Gene Ontology annotation, molecular function: RNA polymerase II cis-regulatory region sequence-specific DNA binding; DNA-binding transcription factor activity, RNA polymerase II-specific. Lineage: Eukaryota; Metazoa; Chordata; Actinopteri; Cichliformes; Cichlidae. The record is from RefSeq and is a predicted model, not a curated record. The coding region runs from base 52 to 1164 and encodes 370 amino acids. Gene Ontology annotation, biological process: regulation of transcription by RNA polymerase II. The transcript is spliced from 4 exons. Gene Ontology annotation, cellular component: nucleus.